Messenger RNA from Pongo pygmaeus (Bornean orangutan), 1334 nucleotides. RefSeq names its product baculoviral IAP repeat containing 7 (gene BIRC7). NCBI's taxonomy places the organism in Eukaryota, Metazoa, Chordata, Mammalia, Primates, Hominidae. Gene Ontology annotation, cellular component: cytoplasm; nucleus. The coding region runs from base 193 to 1089 and encodes 298 amino acids. Gene Ontology annotation, biological process: positive regulation of protein ubiquitination; negative regulation of apoptotic process; regulation of cell cycle. The record is from RefSeq and is a predicted model, not a curated record. The transcript is spliced from 7 exons. Gene Ontology annotation, molecular function: cysteine-type endopeptidase inhibitor activity involved in apoptotic process; ubiquitin protein ligase activity.
ACUUCCAGAAAGCUGUGGGCCCUGGGAUACUCCCCUCCCAGGGUGUCUGGUGGCAGGCCUGUGCCUAUCCCUGCUGUCCCCGGGGUGGGCCCCGGGGGUCAGGAGCUCCAGAAGGGCCAGCUGGGCAUAUUCUGGGAUUGGCCAUCAGCCCCCAUUUCUGCUGCAAACCAGGUCAAAGCCGGUGUUCCCUCCAUGGGGCCUAAAGACAGUGCCAAGUGCCUGCACUGUGGACCACAGCCGAGCCACUGGGCAGCUGGUGAUGGUCCCGCACAGGAGCACUGUGGACCCCGCUCUCUGGGCAGCCCUGUCCUAGGCCUGGACACCUGCAGAGCCUGGGACCACGUGGAUGGGCAGAUCCUGGGCCAGCUGCGGCCCCUGGCAGAGGAGGAAGAGGAGGAGGGCGCCGGGGCCACCUUGUCCAGGGGGCCUGCCUUCCCCGGCAUGGGCUCUGAGGAGUUGCGCCUGGCCUCUUUCUAUGACUGGCCGCUGACCGCUGAGGUGCCACCCGAGCUGCUGGCUGCUGCCGGCUUCUUCCACACAGGCCAGCAGGACAAGGUGAGGUGCUUCUUCUGCUACGGGGGCCUGCAGAGCUGGAAGCGCGGGGACGACCCCUGGACCGAGCAUGCCAAGUGGUUCCCCAGCUGUCAGUUCCUGCUCCGGUCAAAAGGAAGAGACUUUGUCCACAGUGUGCAGGAGACUCACUCCCUGCUGCUGGGCUCCUGGGACCCGUGGGAAGAACCGGAAGAUGCAGCCCCUGCGGCCCCCUCCGUCCCUGCCUCUGGGGACCCUGAGCUGCCCACGCACAGAAGAGAGGUCCAGUCUGAAAGCGCCCAGGAGCCAGGAGGAGUCAGUCCAGCCCAGGCCCAGAGGGCGUGGUGGGUUCUUGAGCCCCCAGGAGCCAGGGAUGUGGAGGAGCAGCUGCGGCGGCUGCAGGAGGAGAGGAGGUGCAAGGUGUGCCUGGACCGCGCCGUGUCCAUCGUCUUUGUGCCGUGCGGCCACCUGGUCUGUGCUGAGUGUGCCCCCAGCCUGCAGCUGUGCCCCAUCUGCAGAGCCCCCGUCCGCAGCCGCGUGCGCACCUUCCUGUCCUAGGCCAGGUGCCAUGGCUGGCCAGCUGGGCUGCGGAGUGGGCUCCCUGCCCCUCUCUGCCUGUUCUGGACUGUGUUCUGGGCCUGCUGAGGACGGCAGAGCUGGUGUCCACCCAGCACUGACCAGCCCUGAUUCCCCGACCACUGCCCGGGGUGGAGAAGGAAGCCCCUGCUUGGUGUGGGGGAUGGCUUUACUGUACCUAUUUGAAUGCUUCUGAAUAGAAAUAAAGUGGGUUUUCCCUGAAUGUA